UCUGUGAUGACAGUUAAAACUUCAAAAAAUAAAUCUUUCAAAAAUAAACAUACUGAAAUUUCAAAUUCAAUUAAGAAUUUAUAAAAUUAUAUUUAUGCUAAAACAAACCAUCGUUACUUAUCUAUUAAAUAGUUCUUUAAAUUACGUUGACUAACUCUUAGCUUUGACACAUAUUUAUUACAAAGAUUGUGUGUGUGUGAUUUACAAAGUUAUGUGAAAUUCUGUAAAAAUAUUUGGUAUUGAAAAUGCAAAUUGCUUGAAAAUAAAACUAAUUCUAACUGGUGUAUAGCAUUGGUCAAGACAACCAUUAUUAAACUACAUAAACAUCACUGAAUAAAAAAAACAUUACCUGAGAAUGAGUGAAUCAAGUGUAAAAGUUAUAGAAGACAGUAAACUUAUUGAAGAACUAGACGGCAAAGCAAAGUUGAGAAAAUGGCUGAAUAUGAAUUUCAGAAUAGAAAUGACUGAUGGCAGAGUACUUAUAGGAAUAUUCUUGUGUACAGAUCGCGAUGCUAAUGUUAUAUUAGGUGCCUGUUCUGAACAUCAGAAAAGUAUUGAUGGAGAAACAGAGGAGCCAAGAGUAUUAGGACUAGUCAUGGUACCUGGACGUCAUAUAGUGUCCAUACAAUUAGAUGACACUACACCACCAUCCAAGUAUUACUAUGACGAAUGACAUAAAUUGAAACAGUCAAAAUAAUAAUUCAAACAUAGUCAUAAUAUAUCAUAUUCAUAUAAGAAAUAAUAUAAUAAAAAAUUCUUAAUUUCCAAAA
Molecule: messenger RNA, 770 nt
Organism: Bicyclus anynana (squinting bush brown)
Lineage: Eukaryota; Metazoa; Arthropoda; Insecta; Lepidoptera; Nymphalidae
Gene: Sbat
Product: N-alpha-acetyltransferase 38-B, NatC auxiliary subunit
Exons: 4
Coding region: 356-673 (105 amino acids)
Cellular component (GO): NatC complex
Molecular function (GO): RNA binding
Source: RefSeq, a predicted model, not a curated record